AUGGGGAUUACUACUUGCAGCAAGGAUAGCUACUCAACACCAAUGGCAGAGAAUCUGGGCGCACAUGCAAGCAUAAUAGUCCUCAAUAUCGUGACAGGUAGUUUAGUUAGGGCUGCCGAUAGUGCUCUACGAGUAGAGGUUGAAAGGCUUCAAAAUUUUAAGGAGGUUGAUGAAAAUAACCACGCUUUCAGAUUGAGUCAUAAUCAGGAUUUUCGUAGUCAUGAAUUGCAAAUUGGUCGGCGGAUAAAGCAAAUAUCUGGGAAUCGAGACAGUGUCAGAGCAAAAGCAAGUGAACUGAUUAGACUUAUUAAUGAUCCUCUAUGUCCUCAAUCAAUUAGUGCUGUUACGUUUGCAAAGAAGGUUGUGUCUCAAUGCUCAACCCAGAGUGCAAACUUUAACAGUACUGCAUUUUCCUGUGGGCAUGUCAUUGUUCUUGUUACUUCACAGGUUCCCCUUGCAAUGGAUCUUCUUCUUGCGGAGCUCCAUAAGGCUUGUAUAUACAUUGUUCCAAAGCAUGUAUCUUACUCAGAGUCAGCAAUAUCUAAAGAAUACUACUUUAAAGCGAUGGGUUUCCGAGAAGAAGAUGGGAAGGCUGAAAGCCGUAAAGGUUAUUUGGAAGGAGUGGCAUCUUAUAUGAAACUAUAUGAAGCACUAGUUCAGACGGAAGUCAGCGGUGUCCAAAACCUUCAUGGUCUGAAGGAAGGUUGGGCAUGGAUUUCCAGGUUGUUGAAUUCACUCCCAGCAAACAUAUACAAGGCAGUAGCUCUGAACAGUUUCCUGGAAAUGGCAGGUUUUGCACUCUUCAAGACAUACAAAACUCAGUUCCGGAAGAUACUUAAUAUCAUAUCUCGCGACUUCCUGGGUGCCCUGGAAUCAAAACAAAAUCCAAAGCUGAACCCAAUCAUCAUGAAACUUAAAACUUAUAUCGACACAAACCAAUUCCUCAAGGAACCAGAAAGGUGGCUUUUGAAAACUUCUUUAUUGUCUGAGAUGGCUAUGCCAGAGGCAAAUUACAGUCCUCAACAGAACUACCAUUCUCAGCAGAAUAGACAAUAUCGCAACUAUUGAUUCAUAUCAAUUGUCGGUGUCCAAGAGUUUGAAGGAAAUGUAUCAAACAGCUAUAACAUUCAAUUAUUUUCUUUGUUAGCAAUCUUAUGUUGUAUCUAUAAUUAUUAGUUCUCUUGUAUUACCCCCAUAUCUGGGUGGUAAAAUUUGUUAUGAGAGCAGUAGAUGGUAAAAAACUAAAAACUGUUAUUAUGAAAGCAGUAGAAAAACCAAAAAGCUGCUUCUAUUGAAAACCUACAAUUUUGUCAGUCUUAGCAUACAUACAAUGUACGGAGUACCAGUAAAGAAUAAAUAAUUAUG
This is a messenger RNA of Papaver somniferum (opium poppy), 1365 nucleotides long. RefSeq names its product protein GLE1-like. NCBI's taxonomy places the organism in Eukaryota, Viridiplantae, Streptophyta, Magnoliopsida, Ranunculales, Papaveraceae. Gene Ontology annotation, biological process: poly(A)+ mRNA export from nucleus; regulation of translational initiation; regulation of translational termination. The record is from RefSeq and is a predicted model, not a curated record. The transcript has 9 exons. The coding region runs from base 1 to 1068 and encodes 355 amino acids. Gene Ontology annotation, molecular function: translation initiation factor binding; phospholipid binding; inositol hexakisphosphate binding. Gene Ontology annotation, cellular component: nuclear pore; cytoplasm; nuclear pore cytoplasmic filaments.